Molecule: messenger RNA, 921 nt
Organism: Pseudophryne corroboree (corroboree frog)
Lineage: Eukaryota; Metazoa; Chordata; Amphibia; Anura; Myobatrachidae
Gene: SLC39A2
Product: solute carrier family 39 member 2
Exons: 3
Coding region: 1-921 (306 amino acids)
Biological process (GO): zinc ion transmembrane transport
Cellular component (GO): plasma membrane
Molecular function (GO): zinc ion transmembrane transporter activity
Source: RefSeq, a predicted model, not a curated record
AUGGAACCUCUGCUGGCUGUGAAGGUUGGCUGUCUGGUGGGUCUUCUGUUCCUGACUCUGAUUUGUGGUCUGGCCCCUGCCUUUAUCAGCUUUUAUAUGAAAAAAAGCAUCACAGGUACCUUUGAACUUAUACUUUGCCUGAUCAGUGCAUUUGCUGCUGGUAUCUUCCUGGGAGCCUGUUUGCUCCAUGUGGUGGCAGAUUUCCUCUCAAACAUCGCUACGGAACUCUCAUACAUAAAUUACCCUAUGGGUGAGUUGAUCUUGUCUUUGGGCUUCUUCUUUGUUCUUCUCAUUGAACGUAUUGUUCUGCAAGUUUCCAAACGUUCCCAGAACAUUUCCCAUGAUGGUAUUCCACUGCCUGCCACUCAAAUGUCCACAGAUGCUAAUCAAAAUGUAAAAGGCGAAAUUCCAAGUGAGCUACAGCUGCCACCUGAGGAUCCGCAUAACCACGUCCAUCCUAACAUGUAUUCCCAUUCCUCCUUUCGCUCGCUUAUUCUCUUUUUUUCUCUCUCCAUCCACUCAGUCUUUGAAGGCUUAGCUAUUGGUCUUCAGUCCAGCUACUCAAGUGCUCUUCAAAUUGCAAUUGCUGUACUCAUCCACAAGGGCAUCAUUGUCUUCAGUCUUUCACUUAAACUAAUCCAGAGCAUGACCAGACCAGUUUGGUUAAUAAUCUACAUAGUGAUAUUCACACUGAUGUCCCCAGUUGGCAUUACAAUUGGCAUUAUUGUUACAUUGAAUCAGACCUCCAUCGUAUCUCUGGCGCAGGUGAUCCUGGAAGGCAUUUCCUCUGGGACAUUUGUUUAUGUUACUUUCUUAGAGAUCCUGCCACAAGAACUUAAUUCAGAGGAAAGGCCACUUCUUAAGGUUUUCUUCAUUAUCAUUGGUUUUACCGUAAUGGCAGUUGUAGCCAUCUGGGCCUGA